Pogoniulus pusillus (Red-fronted tinkerbird) is the source of this 5396-nucleotide messenger RNA. It is a transcript of the gene EXT2, whose product is annotated as exostosin glycosyltransferase 2. Lineage: Eukaryota; Metazoa; Chordata; Aves; Piciformes; Lybiidae. The record is from RefSeq and is a predicted model, not a curated record. Gene Ontology annotation, molecular function: glycosyltransferase activity. Bases 153 to 2309 code for a protein of 718 amino acids. The transcript has 14 exons. Gene Ontology annotation, cellular component: membrane.
GCCUGGCGCGGCGGCGGCCGGGGCCGGUACCCGAGGCAGCGGCAGCAGCGGCCGCUCUCGUCCCGCUCCGUGGGGCCAGCAGCGAGCUGGCGGCACGGGCGGUGGGGCCCGAGCGACUGCGAGCAGAAAGACAAGAGCUAACCGAUGCCAUUAUGUGCGCCUCGGCCAAAUACAACACUCGGGGUCCAGCCCUCAUCCCAAGGAUGAAAACCAAGCACCGCAUCUACUACAUCACCCUCUUUUCCAUCGUCCUCCUUGGCCUGAUUGCCACAGGGAUGUUCCAGUUCUGGCCUCACUCCAUUGAGUCAUCCAGUGACUGGACCGUGGAAAAACGCAGCGUCCACGAUGUGCCUGUGGUGAAGCUCCCUGCUGACAGCCCCAUCCCUGAGCGAGGGGACCUCAGCUGCAGGAUGCACACCUGCUUCGACGUCUACCGCUGUGGCUUCAACCCCAAGAACAAGAUCAAAGUGUACAUCUACUCCCUGAAGAAGUACAUGGAUGAGUAUGGGACCUCAGUGAGCAACACCAUCUCCAGGGAGUACAACGAGCUGCUGACAGCCAUCUCAGACAGUGAAUUCUACACUGACGAUGUCAACCGGGCCUGCCUUUUUGUGCCCUCCAUAGAUGUCCUCAACCAGAACUCUCUGAGGAUCAAGGAGACAGCUCAGGCUUUGGCACAGCUCUCUAGGUGGGAUCGAGGCACAAACCACUUGCUCUUCAAUAUGCUGCCUGGAGGGCCACCAGAUUACAACACUGCCCUAGAUGUUCCUAGAGACAGAGCUCUGCUUGCUGGAGGAGGCUUCUCCACGUGGACUUACCGGCAAGGCUAUGAUGUCAGCAUUCCUGUUUACAGCCCUUUGUCUGGAGAAGUGGAUCUGCCAGAAAGAGGACCAGGUCCUCGCAGGUAUUUCAUCCUCUCAUCUCAGAUGGCUCUGCACCCUGAGUACCGCUCGGAGCUGGAAGCUCUUCAGGCUGAGAACGAAGAGUCAGUGCUGAUCCUAGACAAGUGUUCAAACCUGUCAGAGGGGGUCCCUGCUGUUCGCAAACGCUGUCACAAGAACCAGGUCUUUGAUUAUCCUCAAGUCCUUCAGGAGUCCACUUUCUGUGUGGUUCUGCGUGGAGCCCGCCUGGGCCAGGCUGUGCUGAGUGACGUUCUCCAAGCUGGCUGUGUUCCUGUCAUCAUUGCUGACUCCUACAUUUUGCCUUUCUCUGAGGUUCUGGACUGGAAGAGGGCUUCUGUUGUCAUCCCUGAAGAAAAGCUGCCUGAAAUGUACAGCAUCCUCCGGAGUGUCCCUCAGCGACAGAUUGAAGAGAUGCAGAGACAGGCAAGGUGGUUCUGGGAGGCCUAUUUUCGCUCCAUGAAAGCAAUCGCUCUUGCUACCCUUCAGAUCAUCAACGACAGGAUUUACCCUUAUGCUGCCAUUUCUUAUGAGGAAUGGAAUGAUCCCCCAGCUGUGAAAUGGAGCAGUGUGAGCAACCCACUCUUCCUUCCCCUGAUCCCUCCUCAGUCCCAGGGUUUCACAGCCAUAGUUCUGACCUACGACCGCGUGGAGAGCCUUUUCCGGGUCAUCACGGAGGUGUCCAAAGUGCCCAGCCUGUCCAAGCUCUUAGUUGUGUGGAACAACCAGAAUAAGAACCCACCAGAAGAGUCACUCUGGCCAAAGAUUCGUGUUCCCCUGAAAGUUGUUAGGACUGCAGAAAACAAACUCAGUAACCGCUUCUUCCCCUACGAUGAGAUUGAGACCGAGGCAGUGCUGGCCAUUGAUGAUGACAUCAUUAUGCUGACCUCAGAUGAGCUCCAGUUUGGCUAUGAGGUCUGGCGUGAGUUCCCUGACAGGCUGGUUGGGUAUCCAGGCCGCCUGCAUCUUUGGGACCAUGAGAUGAACAAGUGGAAAUACGAGUCGGAGUGGACCAAUGAAGUGUCAAUGGUGCUGACCGGGGCAGCCUUCUAUCACAAGUAUUUCAACUACCUUUACACCUACAAAAUGCCUGGAGACAUCAAGAAUUGGGUGGAUGCUCACAUGAAUUGCGAAGAUAUUGCCAUGAACUUUCUUGUGGCAAAUGUCACUGGCAAAUCAGUCAUCAAGGUGACCCCGCGCAAGAAGUUCAAGUGUCCCGAAUGCACGGCAAUUGAUGGCUUAUCUCUGGACCAGACUCACAUGGUGGAAAGAUCCGAAUGCAUCAACAAGUUCGCCUCUGUCUUUGGGACCAUGCCUCUCAAAGUGGUGGAGCACCGUGCUGACCCUGUCCUCUACAAGGAUGAUUUCCCAGAGAAGCUGAAGAGCUUUCCCAACAUUGGCAGCUUGUAAAGGCAGCUGUGGGACAAAUCCCAGUGAUGUUAAUGAUGGGCGAAAAGGUGCUCUGAGGGCUGUCAAGCCUCGAAGGAUAAAUGGUUGGAGAAUGGGUUCUGCCUGGGGGGGAUGGUGUCUUCUGGUGGCUUCUCUUCCCUUCACAUUGCACAGAGAUGGAAUGGAAAGCUGGACAACUGCUGCUGGUGCCCACGGAGGACUGAAUCUGCUCAUGGGUCCUCUGGGGAGAGUCAGACACAUGCUUAGUGCUGCAGGAAUAAAGCAGAAUCUCAUCCUCUGUGGUCUGACUGAGCCCUUCCAGUGAAUGUGCUGCAGCUCUCUGGUUUGUAAGUGUCCAUCAUUCAAAGCACCGUGGAGCUGCUCUCUGGUGGAGCUCACUGCCUGUGAUGUUGUUUGGUGGGCUCCCAUCUGUCUUUGGCGCUGAGCUGUUUGCUUAAGUAACUGUGUAAGGUUUACUUCUGUGUAGUGAGAUGGGCGUUUGGUUGGUUCUUUUUAGAGGCUGUUUAAAGGGAAAAGAGUUUUGGGUGAGUUCAGUUAUGUAGAUGCAAAGGGAUGCACAGAGAGCUGGGAAGAUGGGCUCCUUCAAAGCUAGAGACCUGCAGGACAGAACUCCCCUUGCUGCACCUCUUCUUCCUGCCAAAUCUCAGGUUUUCUGCUGUCCAUGCAAGAGGCUACAACUCUAUGUCACAACUGCUUGUGUUAUGGGGGGGGGGGGGAAGAUCAGUCUUACUCUGUAUUUUUUUGUCAGCAUUAUCAAAAGAGAGCUCAUGUUACAGUUUUACAUCGUGGCCAUACAUCAGAACGAGAGCUAUGAAGGGAGUUUGUCACAUCUGACUCCCCCCCGAGGCUGGAUGGGGCUCUGGCCAGCCUGAUCCAGGGUAGGGUGUCCCUGCCCAUGGCAGGGGAAUUGGAACUCUAUGAUCCUUGUGGUCCCUUCCAAGCCUGACUGAUUCUGUGAAUCCUUUUCAGCAAGCAAUAGCCAUUGAUCAACCACUUAUAGCCUACAGAAUUCCCCACUUUCAGCCUCAGUUUGCAGGGAUAAAAGUUUGGACAAGACACUCUUAGCACACACAGACUCCUUUAAAUCACUGCUCUUUGCUGGGGCUUUGUCAUUUAAGGAACCCCUUGCCACAGGCUACCACUGAAGCACACAGCUUAGGAAGGCUUCUGGAGCAGCUGUGGUCAUCAGAAUUGUUAGUGCUGAAAUGAACCUGAAGUAGAGAACUAAACGCAGCAAAAUCAGAAAUGAAAUUGCCUGCGCUGCUUCUCCUACCCUUCAGUGUUAAAGAUGAUCCCAAGCUGGGCUGAGAAAGGCAUCCCAGCUCCACUGCUGAAAUGCUUGUGACCAAAUCAGGGUUGGUUGCACCUUUGUGUUGAAAUCGUUGCUGCCACUUAGAGCCCUCCUGCUGUUAUUUCUGUUACACUGCAAGCAAGCCUUACUCCUCAGACUUUGCCACCCCCUCGCACCCCAAACAAUAGGACAAGUGUUAGGCAUCACGGCUCACCCCCUCUCCCUAAGCUGGAUAGGCAGCAGUGAGAGAAACCAAAUGAAAGUCAGGCUGGGAACAGGAAACAUCUGCUCCUAUUUGUCUCACCCCCGCUAAGACCUUAUCUUAUUGCCCAACGCCAUAGCCACGCUGCGAAUGAAAAUCAAGUUGGAACAAUAGCUCUGAGGGGAUGCUUCUCUUCCCAGCUCCUCUGGGAUCUGACUGUAAACUGGAUCAUCAUCUUCUCUAGGAGCCUUUAAUUACUAGUUAGUGGGAUUUGCUGCUGACUUUGUCUGGUUCCUCAGUUGCUGUGGUGUUGGGCAGCAAGGAGGAGCUGGCACUCUGCAGGGGGGUGUCACAAGGUAGAGGAAGGUUUAUUUCUUGUUUUCUCUCCUUUGCAGCCUCUCAGGUUUGUUUCUUCCUGAAUCCCAGUGUGGUGGGGUUGAAAGGGACGAUCAUUCAGUCCAACCCCCCUGCUAAAACAGGGGCACCCACGGCAGCUUGCCCAGGAUCUCAGUGCCCAGCUGGGUUUGGAAUCUCUGCAGACAAGGAGACUCCACAGCCUCUCUGGGCAGCCUGCUCCAGGGCUCCAGCACCCUCACAACAAGCAAGUUUUCCCGGUACCAUUUAAAUGCAAUGUCCUGGGUUCUGGUUUGUGCCUGUUAUCCUUGUCCUGUCACUGGGCACCACUGACAAGGGUCUGGCCCCAUCCUCUUGCCCCCCAGCAUUGCUCAGAUCCCCUCUCAGGCUGCUCUUCUCCAAGCUCAACAGCCCCAGGGCUCUCAGCCUUUCCUUCUCACAGAUGCUCCAGGCCCCUCAGCAUCCUUGCAGCCUCUGCUGGACUCUCUCCAGUAGUUGUCUGUCUGUAUUGAACUGGAGAGCCCAGAACUAGACCUGGGACUCCAGAUGUGGCCUCUUUAUGUCCUGCUGCUUGAGCAUCAGGAGGUACCAGUGUAAUUCCUCUCCAAAAGUUUGCUUUGGAAGGGUGAUUGUGGCAGUGUGGUGGUCCCUUCAGUUUGGGAUGUUCUUUUGGGGGCUGAGCUCAGCAGCUGAGCCUAGUCAGACCAUUUUCCUUAUACGGGGUUGUGAAGCUGCUCCAAUUUCUUGGUUCUUUCCCAGCAAGUUAGUAAAAAGCUCAGAGUUUGCAGAGUCUCAUUGGAUUUGGAACGGUUGGGUAUUUUCAGGUGGGGACAGCCUAACCAACCAUCCUAAACUGAUCUACAGGUGAGUGAGAAGUCCUCAUGCUUGCAUCCCAAAGCAUUCCUGCGUGGAUUCUCCUUCCACAGAAUUCUCUGUGAUGCCUAUCAGUCAUGUUUGGAUAUUUUACCAUUGCUUUUAUGGGGCCAUCUCAUUCAGGACUCAAUUUGCCUCUGGUUUGGACCAGAAAAUUGGGCAUUUAACUGUCAAAGUUGUCAUAAAAUGGUUUGUUUCCCCUCUCCCUUGCUGAUUGUGAUGCUCUGGAUGCAAGAUCUGUAAAGGUAGGCUCUGGAAUGAGUUUGUGUCAGUCUUUAAGGUCACUUUUGACUUUUUCCUGUGUAGGUGCUAAACCUCACCCAAACAAAGUAAAAGAUAAUGUUGGUAUAUUAAAAAGUCAAUCCAA